AAAGCUAUUUACUUUUACAAGGGAAAUCACUUGUAAUCGGGGGAAAAAAGACAAACUUGGAAGUUUGCUUGUCUUCAACAACAUUUCGAAUCAUGCGAGUCGCUACUGUGUUUUCUCUUUCCAUCAUUUUUGUGUUGGGAGGAGUAUCAGCUUCGGCUGUUUCAUGGGAUUCCCCGGUUAGUGUCAGCGAAACUCAACUGGGUUCAGUCGCAGGCACGCACAUAAAGGCAGUUUCUGGUCACUUGGUGAACAACUACACGCUAAGCAAUGCUUCAGUGUAUCGGGAAGGAUAUCCUUUGUACCGGUAUUACAUCGCCUUUCGAAAGGACAAAGCUGCGAGGAUCUCCUAUGAGGAAGAAAAACUACUGGAUGCUGGCGGAAGCUUGUGUCAGGGAGAAACUCCAGUGGAGAAAACGCUGCAACAAGGAAUUGAUGGCAACUUGAUUAAAUUUAUCUACACUUUCCGGCAAAACGGUGGAUUUUUGAUGACAUUUCCUACCAAAAUUGACGGGAAAUUUGAUAUACAGGAUAACAAAACUCAGACCUUCGAACUAACAGUUCUCGCGAGUUACAAUAUAUCGAUAGUGGCAGGAACAACUUGUAAACAGGUUGGGAUGACGGUACACGGCACAAUGGUUACACUGUACCAAACGAAUCCAAACGUUACAAGUCAGCCACCAACGACAGGAAACCACACCGAGCCGACCAAGUCCACCCAAACAAAUACAACUGACGCGAUAACUGUACCAAGCGAAGCUAGCAAGUUGCUGCCUCUUCAAGCUGCAGUUGUCUUGUUUGCAUUUAUUAAUACGUUUCGUGGCUAGGUUCUGCUAAUACCGGACGUGUCUCUAAGACUGUUUCAACUGGUGAUGUUGUAGAAUAAGGCCUUUAUGUUUUUUGAUUCUGUUGAAUAACCUAGCCUAGUGUUACUUUUUCAUUUUACUUUUUCGAUGUGUUCUAGAUUCAGUUUCGCGAUAGUUUUGACAGUGGUAAACAAAGUAAAUUGCGUUGGAGUAUCACGAGAUUCGUAAGUAAAAUAUAAACCCAUUUUUUAACAGACGUUAUCCUCGGCGUCGUCCUCGUGGUUUCUUAAGCUCCCUAAUUAGGCUAACCGGAGCGCUAUUCAAACAUUUCGUCGUUUUGCCAUUCCGUCUCAAAAGACGGAAUGAAACACAAUGAAAAUUGUUUAAUUCUGUUGAAUAACCUAGCCUAGUUUUAUUUUGUCGUGACCGUCUGACCGGGUUUCGCUGAUCAGAAAAUACAGUAUUUGCAUAGUGAAAGGCAGUGGCUUAUAGAUCACGGAUUAAGAAUUCAUGGACAAGUAGCCAUGCAGGAUUCACUGCAAUCUGGAAAGUAGUCUGGUAUAAUGACAGACUGGAUUUCUUUUGUCUUUUCACUAGUGCAUUCGAAGAUACCAAUGACCCUAGUUUUCAUGUUUUGUUCUGUUGUAUUUAAAUUAUCAAUUCGUGUUGAAAGCGUGCCACAUGCGAAGACAGUUUGUAAAUUUAUUUUACCGUAUGUAGAAGACAAACAACUCUUGUCAGAAAUAAGUGUUGUUAUAGGAAAAUGUCAAACCAGUGUUUACCUACGAAGUAUACUAUGUUUGGAUUGCUUGCUGUCACUCACUCAGUUUUUGGCUGAACGUCAGUUUUAAAAUCUUUUGUAUACAUUUGUGUUAUUUGUCAAGCUCCAAUGAUAGUUUUGUUCUGUUUAUUUGUACACAUACGUUCUUUAACGAGCUUUGUAGCCCCUAGGCGCUGCGUGUACUUGUAAAAAUAAACAUUUGAUUGCUGUUUUUCCAAUUA
Messenger RNA from Orbicella faveolata, 1805 nucleotides. RefSeq lists its product as uncharacterized. Lineage: Eukaryota; Metazoa; Cnidaria; Anthozoa; Scleractinia; Merulinidae. The record is from RefSeq and is a predicted model, not a curated record.